AUGUUGAGUGCAUCCAUGAUUCAAUACGAUGAUAAUUCCAAGAAACAUGUAGCUCAACACUACAUCAAGAAGACCAGAAGAGUAGUAGCUCUGGAAGCUGCACAGAUCUCUGUGCUGGAUAAAGCCGAGUUCAAAAGAAAAAUCAAGAACUACACUCCACCAAAAGCCACUGUGGAAGAAGCUCUAAAAGAGACCUACAGGAAGAUUGAAGUUGAGGAUUUGAAGCUCAAGCAACAGGCUGAGUUAGAGGGAGAUGGAUAUCUCAGAUUCAUUAAGUCUGACAAGAAGGGAGUCCGAGUUGGCACAAAAAAGGAAAUGGAGAAUCUGCUGUUCCAUGUGAGGAGCGGUUGCUGUCAGGAUCCAUUUCCACUGGAUGAAAUGAAUAUUAAGGUCGAUCCUAAUGAUGACUACUCCAACUACAUCAGAAAACGUGGUACCUCACAGGGUGAGAGUACAAACAGACUGGUCAAUCAACUGGUUGCGGAGCUGUCAAUCCAAACUCCAGAGCUUGGCCACAAAAAGCUAUACCUCAGAUUCACCAGGCUCAACUUGGACAAAGACAAGGUUCUACAGAAACUGCUUGGUAUUGCAAAGGUUCGAACCAUGGAUUGGUAUAUUCAGCAUGCACUCUUAGAGCAGCAUCCUUAUUUGACAUACUAUCAAGGCAUGGACUUUCCACCUGAGCUUCCGCCUGACUAUUAUGAGCCAAUUGGAAUUGAGUAUGGGAGAUGCAAAGAUUGGGUGGAGGCUGAUAGGAAGCUGGCUGAAUGGACUCAAAUGAAACCCAGAGAGACAAUAGAACCACCAGUCCUAGAACAACAACCAGCUCCAACUAUUGAUUCUGUGGAGGCCACAUCUGGCCAACCUUCCAAUAAUGCUGAAUCACAAACUUCUUCAAGUAGUACAGCACAGGACUAUGGCCCGGCAGCUAAUUGGGCAAGGAAUCCUACACCCAUGACAGCAUACCAAGUUUCAGUUCUGAAUCAAUAUCUCAAACCCUCAGACAAGCUCAACAAAAUCCAAUGGACUUACUUCUGGCGAGCUGUGACGCAAGCAGCUAAAUAUCUGGGGGAGGAGGCAAAUACGGCCUCUGUUGCAAAACAAGCAGCUCUCAAUUGGCAGGCAGCACACCUCCAUCUUUGUGGUAUUGAGCCGGUAUCUACUGGAUUGGGAGGGCUGCUUAGAAAAGAGACAAUCAAGGCAUUGCUAAUAGAAAAGGGCUAUCAAGUGCAGGCAGCACGGAUGGGUGGCUUGAAUCCACACAUCAACAAUGCAAGGGCAAUGGUCAAUAGAAAAGGGCUAGCCAAGGAUAUGGUGGACAAAUUGAGCUAUGCAGAUGCUGGCAAUUGGUUGAGAUUACUGGGACUGUCCAUCUUGAGCACUCUCCCCAAACGAAAAGCAAAGCUCAUGGAGUAUUUUGCUUCACAGCCAGAGGGGUACAUUGUGUAUAGCUAG
Molecule: messenger RNA, 1455 nt
Organism: Seminavis robusta
Lineage: Eukaryota; Bacillariophyta; Bacillariophyceae; Naviculales; Naviculaceae
Source: the annotation of a GenBank genome assembly